AUGAGGCGGUCGACGCGGCGGGCCCUCUUUCAGCUUGCGCUAUUCUUCGGUGCACUGUUUCUUAUUUUGUUCCUCAACCGUUCGCAAGCAAGCAACCGGAGCUUUGCAUGGAAUAAAAUACGCUACAGAACUGCUUCCGCGACGCUCCCUGAGGCUCAAGGCAUCUGCCCCGGCUUAACAGAUAUUUCGAAGCCUGCAUUAGUAGUCGCCCGGGUUGCUGCUGAUGGAGAUACCAAAUGGCUUCACGAACUCAGUACUUUGUAUCACCUCUGCAUCUAUACGGCUGACGCGCCAGCCGAUGCGACUUCCUUACAUCUCCAAGUACCUGCAAACCGUGGGCACGAGGCCAUGGCAUAUCUGACAUUCCUCAUCGACAACUAUGAGAAUAUUCCCACGGCAGGUGCUGUGUUCGUUCACGGAUCCCGCUUCGCCUGGCACAACGACGCCCUGGACUACGACAACGCGCCUCUUCUGGCCGCGCUUAAUGUAUCCGCGGCACUUGCCCCCUUUGGAUAUCACAACCUCCGCUGUGACUGGAGCCUGAGCACUUGUCCUCCCUCUUACAAACCGCAGGGAAGCCUGGAGAUGUCCACUCAAGCCUUGCUUGCCCCAUACGACUCCCGUGCUGUAUCCGAUGCCGCGUUGCCCCGCGCCCUCGCAGACCUGUUUGGCGGCGAGGUGAAACUGGGCCGCACCAAUGCUGUUCGCUCGCAAUGCUGCGCGCAGUUUAUCGUAUCGCGCGAUCGUGUAUGGCAGCAUUCCCGCGAGGAGUACGUUGCUUUGCGGCAAUGGUUGCUCGAUAGCAAUGGGGCACCACGUGACGAUCGGGUUGCUGGUCGGAUCUUGUCAUAUGUGUGGCACAUUCUGUUUAUAAAAGCAGAACCCGAUGCUCCAGGGUCCUCGUCUGGGGGGAUUGACCUCGAGAAGCUCAAUGCACACGCGUGCCCGCGCGCUGAUCAAUGCUACUGCCGCCUAUAUGGACGCUGCGAUCUUAGUUGUACGAGCCCGGGGAACUGCCCUGGCCAAUACAUCUUACCCCCAAAGUUGAAAGUUGAAAGUCCCCAGUGA
This is a messenger RNA of Lachnellula hyalina, 1068 nucleotides long. RefSeq lists its product as uncharacterized. Lineage: Eukaryota; Fungi; Ascomycota; Leotiomycetes; Helotiales; Lachnaceae. The transcript has a single exon. The coding region runs from base 1 to 1068 and encodes 355 amino acids. The record is from RefSeq and is a predicted model, not a curated record.